AUGCUGGAGGAUGGCACCGUGGUGGAGGAGAACCCUGCCCUCACCUUCACGCUUGGGGACUGCGACGUCGUGCAGGCCCUGGACCUGUGUGUGCAGCUCCUGGAAAUGGGGGAGACAGCUUUGAUCGUAUCAGAUGCGAAGUAUUGCUACGGCGCUCAGGGCAGGAGCCCUGACAUCCCACCCAACGCGGCCCUCACCCUGGAGGUGGAGCUGCUGGCGGCUCGGGACGCACCGGACCUGGAGCUGCUGAGCGGCAGGGAGAAGGUUGAGCUGGCCAACCGCAAGCGGGAGCGUGGCAACUUCUUCUACCAGCAGGCAGAUUAUGUGCUGGCCAUCAACUCCUACGACAUCGCCCUCAAGAUCAUCGGCUCCAGCUCGAAAGUCGACUUCAGCCCGGAUGAGGAGGCCGAGCUGCUGGACGUGAAGGUGAAAUGUCUCAACAACCUGGCAGCCUCUCAGCUUAAAUUGGACCAUUACGAGGCAGCUCUGAAGUCUUGUAAUCUUGUGCUGGAGCACCAGCCAGGGAACAUCAAGGCUCUCUUCCGGAAGGGCAAGGUCCUGGCUCAGCAGGGCGAAUACAGAGAGGCCAUCCCCAUCUUAAAAGCAGCAUUGAAGCUGGAGCCUUCAAACAAG
Molecule: messenger RNA, 633 nt
Organism: Merops nubicus (carmine bee-eater)
Lineage: Eukaryota; Metazoa; Chordata; Aves; Coraciiformes; Meropidae
Gene: FKBP8
Product: FK506 binding protein 8, 38kDa
Exons: 5
Molecular function (GO): protein binding; peptidyl-prolyl cis-trans isomerase activity
Source: RefSeq, a predicted model, not a curated record